Molecule: messenger RNA, 3529 nt
Organism: Anas platyrhynchos (mallard)
Lineage: Eukaryota; Metazoa; Chordata; Aves; Anseriformes; Anatidae
Source: RefSeq, a predicted model, not a curated record
CCCCGAGAUGGGCGACAUGGAGUCCUACAAGGUGAUGCUCAACGGGCCGGCGCCCUGGGGGUUCAGGCUGCAGGGAGGGAAGGAUUUCAGCAUGCCGCUCUCCAUCUCUAGGCUGACGCCGGGCGGGAAGGCAGCCCAGGCUGGCGUGGGAGUGGGCGACUGGGUGCUGUACAUCGACGGCGAGAGCACCAGCGCCAUGACGCACAUCGAGGCCCAGAACAGGAUCCGUGCCUGCGGGGACAGGCUCUGCCUCACGCUGAGCAGAGCCCAGAACCACCUGGGGAAGCCGCAGAAGGACUCACUCCCCUGCUCUGAGCCCCCGAAAUAUAACUUCGCUCCCAGCACCGCCCUCAACAAAACAGCUCGGCCCUUUGGGGCCGGCUCGCCUCCGAACCCACGGCCCGGGCUGGUGACGAAACCCGUGACGUACGUGCCCCUGGCGCCCGCCUGCACCCCCCAGCACAAUGGGUGCAGAGCCUUGACAAGUCAGCAGCCGCCGCAGCACCCCACUACCCCCAUAUAUGACCCCAGCAAGUUGCAUCUGAUCGAGGACUCUGAGGACUGGCAGCCCCGCAACACCAACACCCAGUCCCGCUCCUUCCUCAAACUGGCCCAGCUGACGGGCACAGACAGCCUGGAGGAUCCCGAUGAGGAGCUUGUUAGGAAGCCCAGGGGUCCUCGUGUGUCAUUCUGGGGUACCGAGGAGGAGUGCCAGCCCCCGCACUCCCCUGGGACCCCCAUGCGUGACCCGGGCAAGUUGCGGCUGAUCGAGGAUGCUGAGGACUGGCAGCCCCGCACCGGCACCUCCCAGUCCCGCUCCUUCCGCAAACUGGCCCGGCUGACGGGCACAGAUGGCUUGGAGGAUCACGAUGAGGAGCUUGUUAGGAAGCCCAGGGAUUCCCGCGGGUCCUUCUGUGGCACAGUGGAGCAGCGACAGCCCCUGCAGCCCAUGGAGCCCCCCAAGACCCCCACGUGUGACCCGGGCAAGUUGCGGCUGAUCGAGGACGCUGUGGACUGGCAGCCCCACACCGGCACCUCCCAGUCCCGCUCCUUCCGCAAACUGGCCCAGCUGACGGGCACAGAUGGCUUGGAGGAUCACAAUGAGGAGCUUGUUAGGAAGCCCAGGGAUUCCCGCGGGUCCUUCUAUGGCACAGAGGAGCAGUGGCAGCCUGUGGAGCCUGAGGAGCCCCCCGAGACCCCAGCUUGUGACCCGGGCAAGUUGCGGCUGUUUGAGGACGCUGUGGACUGGCAGCCCCGCACCGGCACCUCCCAGUCCCGCUCCUUCCGCAAACUGGCCCGGCUGACGGGCACAGACGGCUUGCAAGAUGAUGAUGUGUUUGUUAGGAAGCCCAGGGAUUCCCGUGGGUCCUUCUGUGGCACAGUGGAGCAGCGGCAGCCCGUGGAGCCCCCCGAGACCCCCGCGUGUGACCCGGGCAAGUUGCGGCUGAUCGAGGAUGCUGAGGACUGGCAGCCCCGCACCGGCACCUCCCAGUCCCGCUCCUUCCGCAAACUGGCCCGGCUGACGGGCACAGACGGCCUGGAGGAUCACAAUGAGGAGCUUGUUAGGAAGCCCAGAGCUGAGGUGGUCACUGCGCUGCAGCACCCGCUCUGUGCUCUCCAAGAUGGGCACCACCAGCACUGGGCCAAUGCUGUGCCCGUUCCGUUCCACGGGGGACCCCGCGUGUCGUUCUAUGGCACAGAGGAGCAGCGGCAGCCCGUGGAGCCUGAGGAGCCCCCCGAAACCCCUGCGUGUGACCCGGGCAAGUUGCGGCUGUUUGAGGACGCUGUGGACUGGCAGCCCCGCACCGGCACCUCCCAGUCCCGCUCCUUCCGCAAACUGGCCCGGCUGACGGGCACAGAUGGCUUGCAAGAUGAUGAUGUGUUUGUUAGGAAGCCCAGGUCUCCGUGCUGGACCCGUCCCCAGGGAGCAGCGAUGAAAACAGAGCCAGGACUGGCCCCCAGGACCCCCGCUGCCACCCCUGGCCCUGCCAGCCGCCCACCCUGGGCUGUGGACCCGUCGUUCGCCGAGCGCUACGCCCCGGACAAGACGAGCACGGUGCUGAGCAAGCACAGCCAGCCGGCCACGCCGACCCCCAUGCAGAACCGCAGCUCCAUCGUGCAGGCGGCCCAGCAGGCGCCCGAAGGCCUGGGCCGCACGCCGCUCUGCUACAAGUGCAACAAGGUCAUCAGGGGCCGCUACCUGGUGGCGCUGGGACAUUACUACCACCCCGAGGAGUUCACCUGCUGCCAGUGCAGGAAGGUGCUGGAUGAGGGGGGUUUCUUCGAGGAGAAGGGCUCCAUCUUCUGCCCCAAGUGCUACGACACGCGCUACGCGCCCAGCUGCGCCAAGUGCAAGAAGAAGAUCACCGGGGAGGUGAUGCACGCGCUGAAGAUGACCUGGCACGUGCAGUGCUUCACCUGCGCAGCCUGCAAAACUCCCAUCCGCAACCGUGCCUUCUACAUGGAGGAGGGACAGCCCUACUGCGAGAGAGACUACGAGAAGAUGUUUGGCACCAAGUGCCGCGGCUGUGACUUCAAGAUCGAUGCCGGGGACCGGUUCCUGGAGGCGCUGGGCUUCAGCUGGCACGACACUUGCUUCGUCUGCGCGAUCUGCCAGACCAACCUGGAAGGGAAGACGUUCUACUCCAAGAAGGACAAGCCGCUGUGCAAGAGCCACGCUUUCUCCCACGUGUGAGGCGCGGGAGGCCGGCUGUGCCCACGCAUGCCCCUGGCCCUGCAUGCUCCUCUCCCACCCCUUCCCCUGCCCCAGGGAGCCAGGCUGGGACCUCACCCCUUCCCCUCGCUCCUGCCUCUUUCCUGGCAGCUCCUGGCUGGGCUCCAGCAGAGGCAGGGCCGGCCUCAGAGCCCCUUCUUGCUGGGUGGCUUCUUCUGUGCCCCCCCGGCUGACCUAGGAGCCCGGGGAAGGGGAUGCCACGUGGCUCUGCUGCCCCUGAGCUGCUCAGCGUGGGGGCUGGAGCCAGGGGUGGGUGCCUGGCUGCAGCGGGGCUGCUCCCUUGCCUGGAUGAGGCCCACCUGCCCUGGCACCAGGGCAGAGACGCUCCUAGCGCAUCCCUGAGCGGGCGAGGACCAGCCCCCAGCCCCUGCCGAGCUCUCCCCCCACCUUCCCCGCUUCGUGCUCAGCGUGUGGGGCUGGAGAAAACCGCCUCUUCUCCCCCUGCCUGCCACGACCCCACUGCCCACUGCCUUGCAGACCGCGGCGGCGCCUUCCCGUGGCUGCGGGCUGGGGGGGCUCUGUGCCUUAUGUCCCUGCGCCCAGCUCCCCGCUGCUCCCCUGGUGGGGGGCUGGUGGGGGGCAGCACCCCCUGCCCGGCCGUGCCGGGGUGCAGGGCCCCGUGCCGGCCUCUGGCUCCCCGCAAGGCUCGGAAACAGCUUCCUACCAAAGAGCGUGUGCCGCCGCUGUCCCAGCACUGUAAAACGCCUCCCCCAAACCCACACUCUCCGGUUGGGCUGCCUCUGAUGUAGCCACGGUGCUUUUAGUGCCUUUAAUAAACACUUCUCUGCAAGUGCC